Gordionus sp. m RMFG-2023 is the source of this 889-nucleotide messenger RNA. Its product is annotated as brahma-associated protein of 60 kDa-like. The coding region runs from base 51 to 854 and encodes 267 amino acids. Lineage: Eukaryota; Metazoa; Nematomorpha; Gordioida; Chordodea; Parachordodidae. Gene Ontology annotation, cellular component: nucleus. The transcript is spliced from 10 exons. The record is from RefSeq and is a predicted model, not a curated record.
AUAUCGUUAUGAAGUUGUUGUCUAUCUAUCCUUUGUAAUUCAAUUUUAUCAUGGAUGAUAUGCGAAAACAGAUUAUAAAAAUACUUAAAGAAGGAGAUUUAGCACAACUUUCAGCCAAAAAAGUUAGACAGACUUUAGAAGAGAUAUAUGGGCAAGAUUUAACAUACAAAAAAAAAGAAAUUGAUGCUAUGCUUAUGGAGACAUUGGAGGAAAUGGAAUUGAAUGAUCAUUCUCAUGCAACAGAAUAUAAAGAUAAAAGUGCUAUACUUGAUAAAAAUAUUACUUAUAAUGGUAAAAUCUCUGAUAACAAACCAACAUAUUCCACUGAAGUUUCUAGUGAUCAAUUAUCAUUAAAUGAAGAUAGUUCUUUUGCAUCUGAUGGUGAUGAUUCACAUAACAAACAAUACAAACCCAAGCAAAAAUUUAAAGAAAUUUAUAAUAAUGAUAAAGUUGAAGAUGAUGAAAUUAUUGCUAGGCGAAUUCAAGAAGAAGAAAACUCAACCAGACUUCGGACAAGGCGAACUGUCAAAUUAAAAAAACACCAAACACAGAAGAAGACAAAAACUAAAUUUGAUAAUGAUGACCAAAAAAAGAGGAAAAGUGGUACCUCAUUAUAUUCUAGACCAUGUAGAUUAUCACCACUACUUGCUGACUUAAUGGGAAAUAAUCAAAUGCCUAGAAAAGAUGUAGUCAAAAGGAUGUGGGAAAUUAUUAAAGAAAGAAAUUUACAAGACCCCAAAAAUAAACAAUAUGCAUUAUGUGAUGAACAAUUGGCAAAAAUUUUUGGACGAAAGAAAAUUAGAAUUUUUGGGAUGAUGAAACAUUUAUCUAAUCAAAUUAUUGAUAAUAAAUAAGUCAGAAAUAUAAAUCAUUAUUUAUUAAUAUAUAA